Molecule: messenger RNA, 465 nt
Organism: Hibiscus syriacus
Lineage: Eukaryota; Viridiplantae; Streptophyta; Magnoliopsida; Malvales; Malvaceae
Exons: 3
Coding region: 100-465 (121 amino acids)
Biological process (GO): response to cold; regulation of circadian rhythm
Source: RefSeq, a predicted model, not a curated record
UUCUAGAUUAGCUGUGCAAAAUUUCCAUCACCACUAAAAUCUGGACUUUUGGCAUUUGAACAAACCAAACCAAAGGCGGCGCCUGUUUGUGUAUCGGAGAUGUACUCGCAAGUGCCGAGCAACCCAAACGAAGAGUCGUGGACGGAGGAGAAGCAUGUGAAGUUCCUCAACUCCAUGGAAGCAUGGUUCGUCCGUACUAUGCUUGACAACAAAGAUCGCUUUAAUCUCCGUCUGGACCGUCACGUGCCUGACACCUCUGACUCCACUCUUGAUUGCAAUUGCAAACACAAUGCUCCCACCACAAGGAACCACACUACUUCCGGUUUUACUGCAACAAAUCGACGCAAAAUGAAGGCCAGGCCUGGUAAAAGAUCAAGAAGAUCAUCCUCUCAGCCUCUUGCUUCAACACAAGAUCAGGUUGUUCCACAGGUUGAAAACAGAAGAGAAGAUAAAGGAGGGAAAUAG